Messenger RNA from Bursaphelenchus xylophilus (pine wood nematode), 2618 nucleotides. NCBI's taxonomy places the organism in Eukaryota, Metazoa, Nematoda, Chromadorea, Rhabditida, Aphelenchoididae. The record is from the annotation of a GenBank genome assembly.
AUGAGUCUCCAGAGACCUAUGUUAAAGGAGUGCGAGAUUCGAAUUGAGCCGCUCCCACCACCGGAUGUAGGUUCCGUUGAUCUGUUUUAGGUAGACUGUAGUGUCGAAAGAUGCUCCGCAAAUUUAUUGAAGAGUAUUUUAGUCGAAUCUAAAAACUAAAUAUUAUUUAAUGAAACCUUAUUUUAGCCGAAACUCAAAGGAAAAAUUGAUGUCCGAUCUUAUCCAUGGGCCGAACAGAGACGGCGGAGAAUUUCGGUAAGAAAUUCGGUAAGAAAACAGGUUCCGCCCGUCGUUCUUGAAGAACCUGUAGAGCCCCCGGCACAGUUCCCAGUGGAGAGGAUUGUGAAUAUAAGUAAACAUAAAGGACAGGUCUUGUACUUGGUCAAAUGGGUCGGAUUUCCUUUCACACAGUGUUCGUGGAUCAGUCCAGAGGAUUUACAGGGAGAUCAGAAAAUAGUAGGUGUUCUUUCAUCAAGGUUUAUUGUUUUUAGUUGGAAGAAUUCAAACGUCGUCUGGUUAUCGCUGCAAGGAUCAUGGGACUUAUCAAUGAUGAACAUAAAAAGAGAGUUGAAUUCGUCGCUGAGCGGGAGAUUGAUCUUGGUCAUAGGACUUCGAAAAUCAUGGAAUUCCGUUAUGAGAAUUAUUACUUUCCACUUUAUGGCAAUCCGGACGUAAAUUACAUCUAUCAACGGAGAUGUUUGAAAUGGGAGACCGACAUGAAUUUGUUGAACCGGAAAAAAGGGCACGCUCCGAUCUACGUUGAGAAUUGGGUGGACGAAGAGGCGAAGCCGGAGGGUUUUGUAUUUGUUCUUGAGUAUAUUUACCACACCAGUGCCGAGGGUAUUAUCAAGAAGAAUCCCAAUCCAGCUCAUUUAGCAUGCACCAAGAAGAAGCAUUGCUGCUCGAAUUGGUACAAGAAGAACUGUCUGCAGUCCAAAUUCUUCAACGAGCAUCUCAAAGAGUGCACUCCAAUCUGUGGUUGUGGGCCUGGCUGUAAGAACAGGUAUACUCAGGUGGGUCGGGUCGAUUGAAUAAUGUUGUGUCAUCGGUUUAGAAAGGUCGACGGGUUCCUUUGGUCUUGUUUCGCACUGUGGACCGAGGUUGGAGUGUUCGCGCCGCCGUGGACAUGAGAAAAGGGACUUUUGUUUCCGAGUAUUUUGGAGAGAUUAUCAGUCCGGCUGAGAUGUGGAACAGGGAAGUCUCCACGUACAUGUUCGACAUUUAUUUCGAUGAGGUGGCACCAGCACCGAAGAAAAAAGGCAGAAGAAGGAAAGCAGGAGCAAAUGCGCGGAAGAGAGCAGCGAGAAAAAGGGCGGCGCUGAAACGGCAAGCGAUUGAUGAACAACGGGAAUCUCCGAAGACGAAUGAAAAUGAAGAGGAAGGAGAAGUGGAACCAGUGCCGAGUGCGGAAACGGAAGAGAAGAGUCAAGAGGAAGAAAUGGAAGUGGAGGAAACCCAGGAAGAAAGUCAAGAAGAUGAUGGGGAAAGUAAAGAUGGGAGCGAAGGUGAAGAGAGCCAGGAAGAGGAGGAGCCGAUGGAUCAACAACCCUCCGCCAGCGAAGCGUUGAUUCAGCGUGUUUCUUUUUCCGACAGCACGGAUUUAGAGAAACUUUGUAAGCUGAAAGAAUUUAGUGGAAACAUUACUGUGUGUUUCUCAGGAUAAUAUUUUUUAAAAUUUUAGAUGAAACGUUUGCUGUGAGUGGGGCGGGGACGGUUAGCAGUCCGACAACAUCUGAUCUGAAUCGAACACGAAUCAUCUCCACAUCUUCUCCCAACAGAAGCGAUCUUAGCGCAUGCUUCGCUGAUGUUAAUCUUCCAAGUCCGAUCUCCAAGAAUGUCACGGCUCACACUUCUAACGUUCACAUUGGAUCGAGUGGAGAUGGUUUUGGAAAAAACAAUGUCGAUCAAGAACAACGACAAUAUGAAGAAUGUCGGGGACAUCGUUUGGUUGAUUAUUCCAGUUCCAGUGAUGACACUAUUAAGGGUGAUGAAACCUUCGUGAUUAAACCUGAAAGUGGAGGGGAAAAGGAAAGAAUUGAUGAUAAAGUAGAAGAAGAGAAGAGAGACGACGAACGAAUGUUCCAAGAGCUGACGAUUGUCGAUCCCACACCCACUGAAAGUCCAGGCUCUCAGCCCGAGGAAGCCCCGAUGCCCGAGGAAACGACUAUUCAGCCGGAAGAAACGUCGGCAAAUCGCAGCUUCUGCAACGGUAGGUUUAGCUCUUGAAUGGUGUUAGUGUUUAGAAAAAUGGGACAAAUUUAUCUGUUUCAGCCUCAGCCGCGAACAACAGCGGAGCUUCGAGCACCACCAACCCGGAUCUGAUCAUCGACUCGAACACCUUCGGAAAUGAAUCCAGAUUCUUCAACAACUCCUGUAAUCCCAAUAUGAUCGCAAUGAAAGUAUUCAGUGACUGUUACGACCGUCGAAUGCAUAGAAUCUGCUUUUUCACCAACAAGGAUGUCCGCAGAGGUGAGUACGGCUCGCAGUAUAAAUUAGUGUUCCUGUUUCUAGGUGAAGAACUGACCUUCAACUACUACGCUGGCAAGCAGCCCGAGGGGUUCACAACUAAUUUCCAUUGUCUUUGUUUGCACGAGAACUGCAUUAGCCGUGACUACUAG